Molecule: messenger RNA, 624 nt
Organism: Morchella sextelata
Lineage: Eukaryota; Fungi; Ascomycota; Pezizomycetes; Pezizales; Morchellaceae
Exons: 2
Coding region: 1-624 (207 amino acids)
Source: RefSeq, a predicted model, not a curated record
AUGAUUGACCACACCAUCCCCAGCCCAGCAGCCACCUUCCGGUCCGCAGUAGCCUACAUCGUCCGCAACUUUGUCCCACGGCAGCCCUCCAGAGCCGCUGGGCUGGCUGGUCAUCUGAGGCGCGCUGAUGGGGGGAUGUUAUUGCAUAAGCGGCUUUCGGAAGCUACCCGCGUGCUUACUCCCUGGAGGCAGAUCAUGGUUAUGAUGAAGAUUAUGGAGCUUGCGAAGAGGCUGCAUGAUCAUGAGUUUAUGGUGUGGGAGUACAAGUGGAUAAUUGAUAAGCAAGAGGGGAUCCUUAUGGGGAUCAUUCUAAGCGGGUUGGAGGGUGAUGCGAAGCAUGGCCCCGGGCGCGUGGUGGAGCGUCCACAGGUGGAUGAGGAUGCUGUGGCGCGGGCUACUGUCUUCUUCAAUAAUAGGGGGGAGAGGAUUGCUGCUGCGACUGAGGAGAUGAAGGAGGUUAUACUUCAGAGUUCUAGGGUUGCUCCAGAGGUCUCGACUGAUGCAGCGCUUGUGGAAGAGACGUAUGCUAUUCUAGGGGGCGAUGGGAAUAAAACACUCGAAUUGGUACCCAUUGUAGUUGCAGAGCCACACAUUGAUGCCAGCGAGGAGGAGGAUAACAGGUAG